GAUACAAAUUGGUUAAUUAACUGAUGUCGAAGCAUUGACUCUGCAACUUGUAGCAAUCUUUCUAAUUUUAGUCCUUUGUGGAGCUUGACUACUUCAUGCGCUUUUUUGUGGCUUAGUUGACUUCCAUCAUGCUCUUCAGAAUAUAAACUAAGCUCCUAGUUUCUCAACUCAUCGAUGAAAGAUGAUGUCUCACAAAAUCAACUUACGAGUAAUUUUCUUGAUCCUUGCUUUGUUCUGUUGUAAUGAAAACUCCCAUGGCAAGCUGGUUUGGGAGGGAUCUGCUGGAAUUUUCAAAGGUUUCAGGACGUUGACGAGUACCACGAAGCAUGCAUAUGGUCAAGGAUUCGAUGACAAGCCAUUUCUUUUCAAGAAUUCCCUCACCGGUGCAAUGACUGAUUUUUCUUUCACCUUCUUUUUUGCUAUUGCCCCUGAGCAUAGGCACAAAGGCUCUCACGGUAUGGCCUUCGUGAUCUCUCCUACAAGAGGCAUUCCUGAUGCAUCGGCCGAUCAGUACCUUGGAAUCUUCAAUGAAGCAAAUAACGGGAACAGCUCAAAUCAUAUCCUCGCUGUGGAGCUGGACAUAAAUAAAGAUGAUGAAUUUGACGACAUUAAUGAUAACCAUGUUGGUAUCAACAUAAAUGGGAUGAAGUCUAUUGUAUCUGCUCCAGCUGGUUAUUAUGAUCAAGAAGGUCAAUUUAGAAAUCUUUCUUUGAUCAGUGGAAAUCUACUCCGAGUCACGAUUUUGUAUAGCCAGAAGGAGAAACAGCUUAAUGUCACCUUAUCAUCGCCAGAGGAGUCUUAUUACCCAAAGCAGCCACUUCUUUCGCUAAACCAAGAUCUGUCACCGCAUCUUUUGGAGAAAAUGUAUGUCGGCUUCUCAGCCUCGACGGGUUCGGUUAGGGCACUGCACUACAUUUGGAUUUGGUAUAGAUUUACCACAUUGAUUGUUCCAGAACUGGAUUUUGGGAUACCGACGUUUCCUCCAUAUCCCAAGCCAAAAUCACUAGUAAAUCGGAUUCUUUGGGCGACUGGCUUGGCAUUGGCUCUCUUUGUUGCAAUGGUUGCAUCAGCUUUUAGUUUCUUCUUAUAUAGGAGAAACCAAAAGGUUCAAGAGGUUUUAGAGGAGUGGGAGAUUCAAAAUGGACCACAUAGGUUUGCUUACAAAGAACUGUUUAAAGCCACAAACGGUUUCAAACAACUUCUAGGCAAAGGAGGGUUUGGUCAGGUCUUUAAAGGCACACUACCAGGUUCAGCUGCAACAAUUGCUGUUAAGCGGGUUUCUCAUGGUUCGAGUCAAGGAAUGAGAGAAUUCUUGGCCGAGAUAGCAACUAUUGGUCGUCUUAGACACCCUAAUCUAGUUAGGCUUCUUGGUUAUUGCAAAUACAAAGAAGAGCUCUACUUGGUUUAUGACUUCAUGCCCAAUGGAAGCCUUGACAAGUACCUCUACGGCGGAUCAGAUCAAGAACAGCUCUCUUGGACUCAACGUUUCAAGAUUAUUAAAGACGUUGCAUCCGCACUUUCCUAUCUCCAUCACGAGUGGGUACAAGUCGUGAUUCAUCGAGACAUCAAGCCUGCAAAUGUCCUAAUCGACGACAAGAUGAAUGCAAGUCUUGGAGAUUUUGGGUUGGCUAAGCUAUACGAUCAAGGAUAUGAUCCUCAAACCUCUCGAGUAGCUGGAACAUUCGGGUACAUGGCACCAGAGCUCAUGAGAACCGGAAGACCAACCACGGGAACAGAUGUGUAUGCCUUUGGUGUGUUUAUGCUUGAAGUUUCUUGUGGUAGAAAGCUGUUUGAGCCACGAGCAGAGCCUGAAGAGGUCGUUCUUGCGGAUUGGGCGAUUAAUCGUUGGGAAAACGGCGAUAUAGUAGAGGCGGUGAAUGAAAGUAUCCGACCUGAUCAUGACAAGGGACAACUCGAGCUUGUUCUGAAGCUAGGAGUGUUAUGCUCGCACCAAGCUGAAGAGGUUAGGCCGGAUAUGGCUACGGUGGUUAAGAUCUUGGACGGAGUUUCUGAGCUUCCGGAUAAUCUCCUGGACAUUGUCAGAACCGAGAAGUUGGGAAAAUGGUACGAGACGUACAAAAACGUGCUUGAUACGGAGAUUACAGAAUCUGCAGGUAACUUGACGAUUACGGAACCGAUGACUUCCGUUGGACGGUAAAAAAAGUGAUUGUCGAUGUUUUGAUGAGAACUUCAACCGUCCAACAUGUGACUGUGUUUGCUUUAUAAAAUAUCUUUGUGUUCAUACUUAAAU
Molecule: messenger RNA, 2251 nt
Organism: Camelina sativa (false flax)
Lineage: Eukaryota; Viridiplantae; Streptophyta; Magnoliopsida; Brassicales; Brassicaceae
Source: RefSeq, a predicted model, not a curated record